Hypomesus transpacificus is the source of this 1567-nucleotide messenger RNA. RefSeq names its product proteinase-activated receptor 3. The transcript has 2 exons. Gene Ontology annotation, biological process: phospholipase C-activating G protein-coupled receptor signaling pathway; positive regulation of Rho protein signal transduction; blood coagulation. The record is from RefSeq and is a predicted model, not a curated record. Gene Ontology annotation, molecular function: thrombin-activated receptor activity. The coding region runs from base 92 to 1255 and encodes 387 amino acids. Gene Ontology annotation, cellular component: membrane. NCBI's taxonomy places the organism in Eukaryota, Metazoa, Chordata, Actinopteri, Osmeriformes, Osmeridae.
CUCAGACAAGUUAUAUAUUGUAUAUCUAAAUAUCUAGGAUAUAUAUUUGUUUUGUUUCGUUUUUGCCAAACGAUUCGGAUACACGUCGACAAUGGUGAAAUUGUAUAUAUUUGUAUUGCUUUCGAUUCUUUUUCUGGAUGUGACGCUCCAAGCCAAAGGGAGAAGAGUCAGGAAAAACAACAGGAACAGCUCUGACGUGUUUCGCCCCGGGACGGUUCGCCCCAGGUCGUUCAUAGGACACUUCCCUGAAACAAAGUCCCUCUCUCUCCCAAAUGGGACACAGACACAAUCGUCCCAUUCUUCCCUCAACACUCCCCCCCCCGUUGAAGAACUUUGGUUACCAAGCAACAGCACAGCUGAGUACCUCAGCGGGGCGCUCAGCACCAGAGUCAUCCCCGGUGUUUACCUCCUGGCCAUUGUCGUGGGCAUCCCAGCCAACAUCGCCAUCUUGUCUGCGCUGGUCACCAAAGUGAGGAUGGUUUCCUCCGCCAUCAUGUACAGCAGCCUGGCCCUGUCCGACAUCCUCCUCCUCCUCUCCCUCCUCCCCAAGGUCCACUACCACCUCCACGGCAACCACUGGGUGUUCGGGGAGGCCACCUGCCGGAUGGUCACCGCUUGUUUCUACGGAAACCUCUACUGCUCAGCUCACACGCUGGCCUGCAUUAGUGUGAAGCGCUACCUGGCUGUGGUGCACCCCUUCCUCUACAGAAGCCUCCCCAAGAGGGCCUGUUCCGCCUGGGCCUGCCUGGUCGUGUGGCUGGUGUUUGGGGCUGCCGUGGUACCCGAGCUCCUGGUCCAGCAGAGCUACCGACUCCCUCAGCUAGGCCUCACCACCUGCCACGACGUGCUGCCUCUGGACCACAACUCCCACGCGCCCCUGCUCUACUACAAAGUGUUCCUGACCUUCCUGGGCCUGCUUUUGCCUUUGGUGUUGACCGCGGGUAGCUACGCGUUCAUCGUUUACGAGCUCAACCACACGCACUACGACUGGUCGCUGUACUUGAAGGCCUGCUCCCUGGUCUUUGGCAUCUUCCUGGUGUGUUUCGUCCCAGCUGGGGCCUUCCACUUCCUCCAUUACGUGCGUCUGUUUGCGGAGGGAGAGGACGGCUUCUACGCCUACUUCAGCGCGGCCGUGUGUCUGUGCUGCCUGCACGCGUGUCUGGAGCCCUUCCUGUUCCUCCUCAUGUCCAAGUCCACCCGCCCGACGCUUCACUUCACCACCCUGACGGGGAAGGUUCUGAGCGUGAACACGUGACAAGCCCAGUCCUGCGUGCUCCAGAACAGACUUUGAACAGUCCUUCUCUGACUGAUAUGAUAAUGGUCGUUUUUUUAACGUAAAUAGGCGGACUUCUGUGCCUAUCGUGGAAGUGUGAAAGUGUGUCUUAAAAUGAGGUUAACGUUUAACUUAAAAAUAUCUCAAGUAUUGUGAGGGUUACUAUGCAAAUAGAGAUGCUGUUCAGAUGUAUCCAUUUACAUUUACAUGUAGUCAUUUAGCAGACGCUCUUAUCCAGAGCGACUUACAGUAAGUACAGGGACAUUCUCACCGAGGCAAGUAGGGUGAAGUGCC